Pygocentrus nattereri (red-bellied piranha) is the source of this 1044-nucleotide messenger RNA. RefSeq lists its product as uncharacterized. NCBI's taxonomy places the organism in Eukaryota, Metazoa, Chordata, Actinopteri, Characiformes, Serrasalmidae. Bases 316 to 1035 code for a protein of 239 amino acids. The transcript is spliced from 6 exons. The record is from RefSeq and is a predicted model, not a curated record. Gene Ontology annotation, cellular component: cytoplasm; membrane.
UUGAGUUGGGGAGACCUCCAGACUGAGCAGCAGACAGCUUGAGGAAUUCAAACCUUUAGAAACUCCCAGUCUUAGAAUGGAGCCUAGGUUAUCUGUUAAGGUGAGUGCAUUUGCACUUUGAAUGUUUGUUUCUUUGGGGCUACAAGCAAGACAACUUGUCCUAAGUGACCUUUGGACCUUGUGGUGCUCAUUGGCCAAGGAUUGGAGUGAGCCCUACCUUCAUUGUUCUCUGAGCCAGUCAGAGAAAAGCUAGUGAGAAGGAACCUAGUGAUCUGUGUCAACCACUCUACGACAGGCCAGCUUUAUGCAGGCAGCAUGAACAGAGCAUGGGCCAUAUUCAGAUCCUACCCUUACAUGAGCAAUGUGGUGGGCUACACAACCCUGUUUGCCAGCGCAGACUUCAUUCAGCAAAGCAUGCUGGGAGGUGCACAGGGCAGAAACGUUCAGCUGAGUGAGGAAGCUUCUGAACAGCAGGCAUCAGUCACACACAGGGAGGACAUCACAGUGGCUGGGCAAUCAGAGAAAGCUCACCUCAAAGAGUCUGAAAGCUGCAAGAACACUUCAGGGGAAAAGCACUCCUCAGUAAAAGAGAAAAGCAUUCACAGCAUUGACUGGGCCCAGACUGCUCGAGUAGCACUGGUUGGGUUAUGUUUCCAUUCUAACUUCAACUACCACUGGCUGCGUGCACUAGAGAGGAUGUUUCCUGGAGGAGGUACCAAAAGAAUAUCUGUAAAAGUGUUUCUGGAUCAACUCAUAGCUGCUCCUGUCACAAUAAGUGCUUUCUACAUAGGGCUGAGCACAUUAGAGAGGCAACAGGAUCCCUUUGAAGACUGGAAAAAGAAAUUCUGGACUUCCUAUAAGACUGGCAUCGUGUAUUGGUCCACAAUGCAGGCAGUGAAUUUCUCUCUGGUCCCCCCAGUGGCACGCACUGUGUUUGUUGGAGGAAUCUCCCUCGGCUGGACUGUUUUUCUCUGUCAUUUUAGACAACAGAGCAAUGAAUCAGUAGAGCCAGUAGAGCCACCUAAAAUCCAUUAAAUAAAUACA